GAGAUGGCAGCUGUGGCAGCAGAAAACCAGGAUUCAAUGGCUAAAAUGCCAUCAGUUUUCAUGGCAGGAAAAAUAGGAGGAGAAGUGAAAACCAUCAAAGUGAAGAAAUCAGAUGCUAAUGGCGCAGAGCUGCUUAUUGUGACCCCUAAAGCACAAGGCAGUUACCCUGUGCUUCUCUUCUGCCAUGGUUACUCCACUCAAACCACUUGGUACUCCCACCUUCUACAGCACAUCUCUUCCCAUGGAUAUAUCGUCGUCGCCCCACAGUUCUACCACUGCCUCCUCAUAUCCCUCACCGACGAAAUCAAGAUCGCCGCCAAAGUCACAAACUGGCUACCGUCGGGCCUACAAGAUUCCCUCCCCGACAAUAUCAAACCAGAUCUCUCCAAGCUCGCUAUCAUGGGCCACAGCAGAGGUGGCAAGAUAGCAUUCGCCCUCGCAUUAGGCCACGCGCCAACCUCACUCAAAUUCAAGGCCCUUUUCGGGCUGGAUCCAGUCUCGGGCCCCACACCGCCCACUUGGGUCGAACCCAACAUCCUCUCUUACGUGCCGCACUCUUUCAAACUCUCGAUCCCAAUUGGGGUCAUCGGCACCGGAUUGAGCAACCGAACUAAUAAUUACGUUUUCCCGCCGCUCGCCCCUAACGGGUUCAAUCACUCGGAAUUCUUCAACGAGAGCAGGCCCCCCUGUUGCUAUUUUCUUGCCAAGGAUUACGGGCACUGUGAUUUUCUAAACGACUCGAAAACGGGGUUGGCGGGUUUGGUGUGCAGGAGUGGGAAGGGGAGUAAAGAGAAGAUGAGGAGAGGUGUUGGAGGGAUUGUGGUAGCAUUUCUCAAUGCUUAUUUGGGUGGUGGAUUUGAAGAUCUUGAAAAUAUUGUGGCUGCACCAGAUAUUGCUCCUAUAACUCUUGAUCCUGUUAUUCAUAUCAAGGAAUAAAUAGAAUAAUUGAUAGCAUCGUUUGGUUUUUUUUUUUUUUUCUUUUUUUUCUU
Molecule: messenger RNA, 989 nt
Organism: Erythranthe guttata (spotted monkey flower)
Lineage: Eukaryota; Viridiplantae; Streptophyta; Magnoliopsida; Lamiales; Phrymaceae
Product: chlorophyllase-1
Biological process (GO): chlorophyll catabolic process
Molecular function (GO): chlorophyllase activity
Source: RefSeq, a predicted model, not a curated record